Molecule: messenger RNA, 1961 nt
Organism: Lacerta agilis (Sand lizard)
Lineage: Eukaryota; Metazoa; Chordata; Lepidosauria; Squamata; Lacertidae
Product: transmembrane protein 87A-like
Exons: 20
Coding region: 3-1856 (617 amino acids)
Biological process (GO): retrograde transport, endosome to Golgi
Cellular component (GO): membrane; Golgi apparatus
Source: RefSeq, a predicted model, not a curated record
GGAUGGCGGCGGGUGGGCGCCUGGCGCGCUGCGAGGGUCCGCGGCUCCCGCUCCUCCGGCUGGGGCUGCUGCUCGCCUGGGGGGCCGCCCUGGGGCCCGAGCCCGCCGGAGGGGCCGCGUCGGAGCCCGGACGCUGGAACCUGGCAGCCGCGGGGAACCAAACGAAGAACUUGUUUGUCUUGCCCAAAACAAUGUUUAAGGACACCCAGAUUAUCCUCAAAUUUGUGGAAAAGAACUGCGCCGCCCCCGAUUUGUCCCUGAACAUCACCUGGUACCUCCGCAGCUCCCAUUGCCACGACGAGGUCUACAUAGACGUUCCUCCUCUGCCCUCGCAGGAAACCAAGGCGGAGAACUACCUCAGCCUCUACGAGACGGAGGCCAGCGUCGCCGGAGGCGGACAGUACAUCUGGUACACGACCCUGGUUCCGUGCGGCCAGCUCAAUGAGCUGCACUUCCCAGAGCUGCCGAAGCCCCAGAAGCUGAAGCCUUUCAAGGAGCAAGGAAUGGAUAGUUCGCCCCAGUCGGGAGUGAAGAAGAGGGAGGCUCCCAAGGAGCCAGAGGCCAAAGAGGAGGCGGUGAGGAAGGAGGCCGGAGCCACACAAGACGGCAAGGAUGUUGCGAAGCCGACCACCGAGAAGGAAGACAAAGGGGCCGCGAAGAGCUCAGGGGCGAAGAAGCAGAAGUUAGAGGUUUCGACAGUCGCCGUGACCUGGGAGGACGGGCCUUACGUCUUCAUCCUCAGGAUCUUCAGCGACAAGACCCCGCAAGAUCUUCAGCGACAAGAUCCCAGCUGGGAGAUCAAAAUUGACGUGCAGAUGAAACACCCCGACCAGCAGUACAUCUCUGCCUCCGAGUGGCCUCUGAUGGUGUUCUACAUGGUGAUGUGCAUCGUCUACGUGCUUUAUGGGGUCCUCUGGCUAGUCCUGCUGGCUUGCUACUGGAGGGACAUCCUUCGCAUCCAGUUCUGGAUUGGCGGCGUCAUCCUCUUGGGAAUGCUGGAGAAGGCCGUCUUCUACGCCGAGUUCCAGAGCAUCCAGAGCCAAGGGAAGUCAGUUCAAGGGGCGGUGAUAUUUGCAGAGGUCCUCUGUGCCGUGAAGCGGAUGCUUGCCCGCGUCCUGGUCAUCAUCGCUAGCCUGGGAUACGGCAUCGUCAAGCCACGGCUGGGGGCUCUCUUGAAUCGGGUCGUGGGCGUGGGGCUGAUGUACUUGAUCUUCUCCAUCAUCGAGGGGGUCCUGCGGGUCAAAUCGGAGCAAACCAAAGCCGCCGCGCUCAUCUGUGAAAUUUUCCUGGCGUUUGUGGAUUCAUGUAUCGUCUGGUGGAUCCUCAUUAGCUUGGUGCAAACCAUGAAGCUGCUGAAACUGCGCCGGAACCUGGUAAAGCUCUCUCUCUACCGCCAUUUCACCAAUACGCUCAUCUUCGCCGUCAUCGCGUCUGUUAUCUUCAUUAUCUGGACAACUAAAACUUUCAGACUCGCCACAUGCCAGGCAGACUGGAGGGAGCUCUGGAUCGACGACGCUUUCUGGAGGUUCCUCUUCUCUAUCAUCCUUCUGGUGAUCAUGUUCCUCUGGAGACCCUCGGCCAAUAACCAAAGGUACGCCUUCAUGCCCUUGGUGGACGAAGGCAGCGAGCCGGAGGACGAGGACGAGGAGCCCAUGGUCAGCGAGGCCUUUGGGAUGAAGAUGAGAAGUUCAAAGCCGGAAGCCAAUGGGAUCCUCAAGGGCAGCAGAGUGGAUGAAGACUUGAAAUGGGUGGAAGAAAACAUCCCCUCCUCCAUGGCUGACGUCGUUCUCCCUCCUUUGUUGGAUUCCGAUGAGGAAAUAGUGACCACGAAAUUUGAAAUGUCCAAAAUGGAAUGAAGCCUGGAUCCGGCCGAGCCGCUCAGCCACACUCUUUCCCUGGUGGAUUUCGAACGGACGAAGAGUUGCUGAUGGUCGUCCUUUCCCCCUUUUUUCACAUGCAUA